AUGAUAUCUUCAAAACUCGCGUCUAAAUUUACAUCUAGAAGUAUCCGACUGCCAGACGGCUCAUCCUACAAAUGCGAGAAAAAGAUUAAGGCUCACUCCGAAAGUGAUUGCUUGGAUGUGGCCGCAUACCUUGGAUGCCAAAACGAUUGGUACUUGUUCUUUAUAUCGAAGACCGAAGAUGAAUUAUGUUUACUUCCUUCUUGUUUUCCACUGUCUGUCGACCAUCUACAUGGCAAGAUUACCAGAUUGUAUUUCCUUUUUUUCCUAUGCGACAUGUGUGCUACAAAGCGCAUUCAACCCCAAAACUCACAGGACUUAUCGGACAUAAACGUCAUCAAUGACAUCAUUGUAACAAACCGCAAUGGCCUUAAAACCAGUUCAGAUGAUCGACUAGCCUCGCGAGCUAUUUUGGACUCGGAUGAGGCCGUCAAUCGACUACUCUCCACCUUACUGUCAAUUCCAUCAUUGACAACAGAAACGUUUUCUGUCAAAGAUCACAGCGGAACGGCGUAUGAUUUGGAUUUAUCCUGUGAUUGCAUGGUUCUAAAGCCGAAAUUCAAUGCGAAUCAUUCAGUCAAGAUACCCUGGAACCUGCUGGGUGAUGCGCGCUCUGUAAAAUCCUUCGUUCUCAUUCCUUACUGCGGAAGUGUGGAUCCGGCUUCCCCGUUGGUCUCAUUUAUUAAACACUCAAGACCGAAACGCAGUCUGAGCUGCCACCGAGGUUCUCAUCAGUUGCAUUCUGCUCAUGGUGUUGAACGCGCCGACCCUUCAAGUGAUAAUACUUACAUCAACUUCAUUUCCACGGAUGCUCUAACAGCGGAACGGUUGGCCUACCGCUUGCGCGCAACUCGCGCCUAUAUUUUGCGGCUGAAAUUGGAUGCCGGUGAAACGAAUCCAUCGGAACGGCGAAUUCAGCGUUCUGCUUCAUUUUCGAACUUCAAUCGGCAACUCAGGCACACUCUACGGCGUAUUUCACUACCUUUCGUUAAGAAGCUCAAAACAAAGGAGAGACCAAGUGCACCUGAUCACCGUAAUCUGGACGGUGCUGGAGACAUGUCGCUCGCAUCCGCCGAAUUCAUCGACGCUGCCCCAGUCUCAUCUUCCACUUGCCCCCAAUCCACUUUAGUCAAGGUUGAUGGGGACAGGCCAUUUCUGUCGGAUUCUUUAGACAGCUGUCCUCUGGGGUACAGGAAUCAAAUCUUCACAACCCACAGCAUAGCUCCCUUACAUGCUUCGGCCACUCCAAUUGCAGCAGGAGAAGCUGAAGCGGAAUUGGAUGUCUCUAUGGAUCCCUUACUGAGGCCUGUGCUCAACGCACCCUCUUUAUCUCUGAUGGGACCAACCACGGUUGAAAUAACUGCUGUUGAAAAUAGUUUAAGCUCGUUCGUUGCAAACACAGCCCCGGAGCCUACUUACUCCAUGGGAAUCAAAGCAAUAGGAAUGCCACCUUUUUCAGCUCUACCUACGCGCUUUACAACCUCGGGGGACACAUUGCCUAUUUCAUCUCUUCCGAUCGGUGCCUGCGACUCGUCACCCAUAUCAUUGAGGCCGAAUGCAAAGGAAGACGCGACGUUCCACCACGCACCGUCUAAUAGGUCUUCCACCGAUUUCAACGACACUCAACCCUGCCCUCUCCAAGUCAACAACGAUUUACGCUUGAAACCCGUUAUUCCUGCUGAAUCACAAGAACAGACUCCUGCCCACGCCACUAACAAUUACGUCACAUCACUUGCUGAUGAUUUCAACUCUGCUGCAAAGGACAACCAGAGGUGGGAAGAUACGAAACCCAUAUCUGUUUCCGUUGAAGUGACACAAUUGGGACUCAACUAUGGCCAACCGACCUCAUCUUCGGUUACCGUUUCCUGUACUGUUCCGCAAAUUGCGUCUACCGAAGAACCUCUAAAGCCUUCCGGACCACUCGUUACCCCGACUUUUAGCUCAACGACUCCCGCGCCAACAUUUUCUGCUGUCAGUCAGGAUAAACCCCUCUCUGUCAAGCCGACCGAUAAGCCUUUCACCUCGAACCUGCCUCAUGAAACUACUAUUUCAUCAUCGGAAUUUACCCCUAAAGUUGCCCAUACGGCUCGAAAUGGGGCACCCAAUGCACGUGAUUCCCAGGUCACACCGGGCACCGAGACAUUAAAUACCCCUCCUGAAGCUACCUCAGUGACUCAAAGCAAGCAGCUGUUGUCUGAUGCUACUCCUGGCAUUACUGUUACAGUCGAAUCACCACAGAAAGCUACGUUUGGGUCACGAAUCAAACCUCCAUCUAUUCAGCCUCGUGUAUCCAGUAACACAUUUGACGUGCUUGCCCGCACGCCAGAGUUUCCCGUGCCUUACGUACCAGCGAACCAACAUGCCCCAUCGGCUUCAGACACCACUGGAUUGCCUGAACCUAAGAUGCUUUACCAAACGCGAAGUGGACAGAUGGCAAACCAAUCAGAUACCAUGGCCCACGCGUCAUCGUCGAUUAAGUUUUCGCGCCAGUCCCCUGCGGGUCCGUUAGUCACUAGCUCAAAAUCCGGCACGCCUCCCACUCCCGUGCGAAGCACCUCAACAGUUACAUCCGUUUCGCCCGCCCAUCCUGAAAGCGCUCUACACACAGUUCAUUGCGCCCAUAUGAGCUCUCGAAUCAGGCCUCCUAGCAUUGAUCCAGGACCUCGUUUUAGGACCACCGUCACGGACAAUGAUUUUAAGGAUGUUACGUCCUGUGCUUCAAAUCAGCCUACUAAUCCCAACAGCACCAGCGCAUAUCCCAAUAACGCUCUUCCAUCACGCAAUAUUCCUCAACCCACCCCUCUUCCUUCACUUGAGGGAAAUAUUUCUAUCACCACUUCCUUUGGAUCGCAUCUGAGACAUCCGAUGCCCACUCCGUCAAGUGGCAUAAGGCCACCUGCCGUACGUUUACCGGCUCCCGGAAUUCCAAGUAAAUCUAGCACCCAUUCAUCCCUUGGCACCUCGCAAGCACCAGUUGUUCAAGGGGCUAAUGUUGGAGCUUAUACACCAACGAUGAUUGAUUGCACACACUAA
Dicrocoelium dendriticum is the source of this 3030-nucleotide messenger RNA. NCBI's taxonomy places the organism in Eukaryota, Metazoa, Platyhelminthes, Trematoda, Plagiorchiida, Dicrocoeliidae. The record is from the annotation of a GenBank genome assembly.